This is a messenger RNA of Myotis brandtii (Brandt's bat), 723 nucleotides long. Its product is annotated as cleavage and polyadenylation specificity factor subunit 5. NCBI's taxonomy places the organism in Eukaryota, Metazoa, Chordata, Mammalia, Chiroptera, Vespertilionidae. The transcript has a single exon. Gene Ontology annotation, cellular component: mRNA cleavage factor complex. Gene Ontology annotation, molecular function: mRNA binding. The record is from RefSeq and is a predicted model, not a curated record. The coding region runs from base 1 to 723 and encodes 240 amino acids.
AUGCUCACAGACCAGCUGGCCCAGGGGGAAUGGGGUGGGGGAGGACAGAGGGGUAUCAACCAGUUUGGCAACAAGUACAUCCCACAAACCAAGCCCCUCACCUUGGAGCGAACCAUCCCACUGUACCCUCUUACCCAUUAUACUUUUGGUAAAAAAGAGCCCUUCUCUGAGGACAGCUCUGUUGCAGCCAGGUUUCAAUGCAUGAGGGAGGAAUUUGAUAAAAUUGGAAUAAGAAGGACUAUAGAAGGGGUUCUGGUUGUACAUGAGCGCCGGCUACCCCAUGUGUUACUGCUACAGCUGGGAACAACAUUUUUCAGACUACCUGAUGGUGAAUUUAACCCAGAAGAUGAAGUCGAAGGACUAAAAUGCUUAAUGACAGAGACACUUGGUCAUCAAGGCGGAGUCCCACAGGACUGGAUCAUUGAUGACUACAUUGGUAACUGGUGGAAACCAAAUUUUGAACCUCCUCGGUAUCUAUAUAUUCCUGCACAUAUUACAAAACCAAAGGAACAUAAGAAGUUGUUUUCGGUUCAACUUCAAGAGAAAGCCUUGUUUGCAAACCCUAAAAAUUACAAGCUGGUAGCCACACCACUGUUAGAAUUGUAUGACAAUACACCAGGACACAGAUCCAUCAUUUCUAGUCUCCUUCAGCUUUUGAGCAGGUUCAAUGGAGAAGUCAAAGAAGCCAUCUCUGUGAGCACAGCUCUACACCAUAUAGAAUAA